Molecule: messenger RNA, 5068 nt
Organism: Amoebophrya sp. A120
Lineage: Eukaryota; Dinophyceae; Syndiniales; Amoebophryaceae
Source: the annotation of a GenBank genome assembly
AUGGAAAUGUGCGAAGGAGAGAGAAACGCGACCACCGGCGAACUGUCAGACAAAAAGAAGCUCUUGUUAGCGACUAGUGCAGCUGCAGCUAGAGCUUGUUUAAAUGGUAGCACAUCUUCGUGGUCUACAACUUCCGGGUCUUCCUGUUGUUCCGAAGAGGUGGACCAAAAUCCGGCCGAAGAUAAGGCAAACGCCACUUCUCCUCCCGUCAGUAUCCAGAUCCCCGCGGUAAAACAGCGGGUCGACACGACCGAGCGGCUUUCUCAGUGGGUUGUCCGGUUCUUGUUUCGCGAGCAGAGUUAUGAAAUGUAAAAGCAUCGUACUAGUAGAAAUCGCAUGACAAAUUCCCUCAGCAUGAAAAAUGGAAUUUGUAGUGCGGAUUUAGGUUAAGAAGGAGAUUUGUAAUGCAUGACUGCGAUUACUACGAGUGCGAUACUUUUGCACAGCAUAAGAGUAACAGCAACACUGCCUGCUGGGAGACGCUGCAUCGCGAGCUGCGGUUGGCCGCUGAGCAGGAACGCGAUAAUUUUGCUUUGAUGGCGGCAGCAGCUGGGGCUUCUGACGUACAUGGAUCAUCUGCUCGUAGCAGUGCAGUAGAUUUUAACAACGACGAGCAAACCGACAUUGAUAAUACUAACACCCCGCUUCUGGAUUUUCACUUCCCAAGCCCCAGAAAUCUCCGAACCGAGGCGGAAGAAUUCCGCUUUCCGCAGUUCGGCGCGGGUGCUGGAUCCUCGAACAGGAAGCUGAUCGACCUGCACAGUGCGAGAGAGGAAGCCGGAGAUAACGCACACAUCCACCAGCACAACAACUUGGCGCCCCUCCACAUCCGCCUGCCACCCCCGGGCUUGGAAGUAGAUCAAGGAGCACGGGGUGCUGGAAUGCUACUACCAAGUCGCCCGAAGAACAGUGCGUUACUUAUCCCGACGGAAUUUUUGAGCCCACCGGCUGUACGGGGGCAAGAAGUAGAUGAGCUGCUCGUGGAGCCCGGAACUUUGGAAGCCAUGUUCGUCGAGCACCGACUUUCCUACGAGGAUGAGAACCAUGACAGCGUGUAUCUGCUGACGCUUGAACGGGAAGAUGCUGAGGAGGAGGCGGAGAACGUCGACGCUUUUGAUCGUAGAACAGCCCGGCGAGCUGAUCGUAGAACAGCCCGGCGAGACCACGCGGGCUGGGUUCAGCCACCUCCAACGCCGGGACCUGAUCAACUUCGAUUUCCAGAUUUGGAUUUUGACGCCUGGCUAGCGAGGAAUCUUCCCGCGAAAGGGAAAGGAAAAGCGAAAGCGCUAGAUCACCUGACUGAAGACAAAUCGAUCUCCUUCGACGCUGGGCGGGUUAAUAUGGUCGACCCACAGCAUCAAGACGUCGAUCCUGUCGAAGUAGGAUCUUCACGACCACCCGCCGACGCGUCUACCUUUUUCCCUGCUUUUUCCGACUUGCGCACGUUAUUUCGCGAGGGCGGCAUGUUUCACGAACUCCGGAAUAUCCGAAACCUCGUCUUCGGAUUGCCUUUUGCGCCAGCCGGACACGACGAGAACGAAAGGUUUGAGGCCUACAUCACGGCGCAGGAUAGAAAAGACUUGCUCUCGACGACGUCCUCGUCCACCUACAUUGACCAACAGUACCUGAACGAACUAGUGGAUGAUUUCGAAGAACAGGUAAUCCCGACUUUGAGCGGAAUGGUGCUCGGCCGAGAACCUCUGGUCUGCCAUUUGAUCCAAGAGUACCUGACAAAAACAAACUCGCAUCAACGCCUCGCACUGGAAUUGCUGGGGAACUUUUUGGAUUUUGUCUUGAAAAUAAAUGUUGCCGGUACAUCAUCAACUGAAAUUCUUGCCCGGGAGAACAAGAAACACCUGCUCCGCACGAAGAAGCUGUGCCCCACGAAACUUCCGGUUCAGGCGGGCAAGCCGUUGUUGACGGUUUUUGAAACCGUUUUAGCGUCGCAACCUCACGGCGGAGAAGACCAAAGUGCGUGGUCGAGGGUGCCCAAGCGGUUGCUGCUUUUGAAGCUUCUCGAGGACAAGCUUUUCGAGGAUGAAGAUCAUCUGGUGGAUCAUCCGAAGGAGGGCGAAGUGAUGUUGAAAUCGACAGGACGAGCAGCGGCGCGACCAGCUAGAGGCACGGCCAGUACUAGUAGUACACGUAGAACUGCUAGAAGGUCUUGCUCUCGGAACAAAGAAGGGCGCAGGAGCUCGAAGAUUUCGUCGAAGCAAGGCCGCAGGAACGAUCGCAGCCACUCGACUUCCUCUAGUAGAAAAAGCGCUUGCUCUUCGACAGGAGGUCGCUCGAGCCGCAGCAGCUCCGCAGAUGAUGCCCGGCAAACAACCGGGAAGAAUCAAACCACUGUUAGUACUACCACCCCAUCCGGCUUUAUUGCGGCCGUGUCGCCGAAAACCUCUCAUCUUGCGGACAAGAUGAAAGUCAGCCUUCUACAGAACUCCACCGUGGAACAAACAUCGCCAGGCACAACUAUCCGAGGACUUCCAGCGAGAAUGAUUUCCAGCCCGUGGGCGAGCACCACGCUCGAUCUCAAUCAGCCGGCCAUUUGGUUUGCAAAAGCCUGGAGGGGGAUUCGGCUAUUCCCAAAAUUGGAACCGACGAGUGACUACUUCAUGCCUGUACGAGAAGCACGAGGAGGGAAGAAAUCAAAGACAAGUUCUACAGAAAGAGCUGCCCAGGAGGGCUUCCUCUCCCAAGUCGACUACUUCACGGAGUUAAGCACCAACGUUUUCCAACGGUUGCUCGACUCCUCGCCAGAUGCGAAAAAACUUUUCGAAACGCGCGGAACAGAGCUGGUUGCAGAGGGCCUGAUGGACAUGUUUCGCCCGAGGGGAGGACGGGGAAGAUUGCAUCUAGAAGACGAUAGUCAGAACCUCCAUCAACCAGUUUUCUACUUCGCACACAUCUUUUUUCUCAACGUGCUCUUCGCGGAUCUGUAUCCCAUCCUCGGCCACGGCCCGGACCCGGCGUUGUAUUCCGUUGUGCAUAAAAGAAGCAGCCAAGACGUCAUUUAUUUCAAUGAAAAAUGCCCUCAUCCCCGAACUUGGGAGCAUUUGUAUUGCAAACCUUUCCAAAUAAAACACUCGCCCUCUUGCAUCUAUCAACAUCACAGGUUUCCAAUCGUGAAUAGCAAAAAUUUGUAUUGCAACAGACCCCAGCAAGAGCGGCGCUUGUCAUGCAAGCGAUGCGAUACACGCCUAGACUCUGCAUCAGAAGGAUUCAUAUACAUAUUCCUUUCAUGCAUGACAAAAAGUUUUCAUUUGGCAACUUCGCACCACAAAUUUUUGCAAUUUCAGGGGUGGGGGGCACUUUUCACUGUAAUAUCAUCCCGGGGGGAAUCUGUGCGGAUUUGCGGCAAAGAGAGCACUUUUGCGACGGAGAUCGGGCGGAGAUGUUGGCGGGGGAUUGUUUCGAGAGUUUUGCGAGUGACGUGGCAAGGCCGUUGCCGCAGUUCCCAAUGGAAAUUGAUGUAAACCCGCAGGUGGAGAGUGUUGCGCAGAUGAUGAAAAAGCUGCAUUUGAAGGUCAAGGUGGAAAAAGAAAAGAAGGAAAAUGAUAAACACAGUUCUUCCUCGCCUUCAGCUGGAGCCGGUGCUAGUGCUUCUUCUUCUUCGGACAGGACGCGUACUACUUGCUCGGGAACAGGAACAGGAUCGGGAUUUGCUGCAGCUACUUCGUCUAGAAAUAAAAUGGGAAGUUGUGGAGGCGUCUCCUCCAGCUCCAGCAGCUCGCCGUUAUGCGGCAUUUCUCCCACCAAGAAAUCGACCGAACGUGGCAACACGGCCAGAAGCGCCUUUUUCUCGCUUGCAACGACUGUCGCACCGGCUGAAGACGAGAGGCCGCUUGAGAUUCUCGCGGAAGAUGAAAAGAUGGAGGACGUUGAGGCCCUAGCCAAUGACGAAAUCGAUGGCAUGCUUGAGAACCAAGAGGAAUCUUCUGCAUCUGACUCCGAGAAGAUGAACUACGAGGAACCGGAGCGGUCGGACGAGGAGGAUAUCGAAGAAGAGCCCUUCGACGACAUGUUAGACCUCGGCCCAGAACAUCCAUUCUGGAAUCAAGGAAGACCACUUCCCGAGGACGAGCGGAUGAAUGCCGAUGUUGACAGAUGGAGAGCGCCUAUUUUUAGGCUUCCUUUUCACCUCCCGCCCGGCGGUGCAGUCAGCAACAGAACCACGCCUGGCAAAAUGUGCGACCAGCUGUAUUUCUCCUUGUCCGAUGCGAAUCUCGACCCGAGGGCAGGAGCUUCAUCUACUUUGCAGCACGUGCUCUACCAUCCCACAUCCGGAAUGCCCGUGCCGGUUGAAGAAGCCGACUUGGAAAAUAGCCAAAAUCCUCUCCCCCCACCCUACCACCACCCUUAUACCGGAAUAGACAACAGCAGUACUCUGCUAAACGCAGCUGAAAAUAUGCUGAAAAGAGCGGAAGUCUUGCUCCCCUACGCUUUUCAGUGGGAGCUGCUGUUUCGCUCGAUUCCCGACGUGGUCCGGGACCACCAGCCCUGGGGAAGGAGAAACGCGAGUGGAAAAGAAGUCGCGGAAGACGUGCAAGCGAGUGGAAAAUUAUUGAAGCUGUUGGUGGAGACCGCGGCGCGGGUGGCGAAGGCGGAGGAGGAAAAAAAGCGGGGGGCAAGAAGUUCAAAAAAAUUCGGUGGAAGUAGUAGUAGACGAGGGACAUCAUCAUCAUCUUCACAAGAGCACCACGACGACGACGAGGACAACGUCCAGCACCUCAAAAAUCACAACCAAAUCAAGUACUACGUAAGCAGCUUCUUGCACGAAUUGUCCGUGGCCGUCAGAGAAACGAGAGACGAAACCAACCUGCUCUGGCGGAUUUGUGUUGCGCCGAGGCUACAGCUUGACAGAGGAAGUGGUAAAGAAUCAGGGAAAGCACUACAAGCGCAUUUGCCGGAGCACGUUCCGAGGAGGCUGCAGCUGCGGCUAGACAUGCUGAAUUUUAUCGAAAGACAUGUGUUGCAGGAUAGAGGAAUUGCUGCGGUGUUGAUGGACGGGCACUACACAGAUUCGUCGGAUGGAGAAGUUGUAGCCACGUUUGCGGGUACUAUUUGA